UCUACUGCUCUAGUUCCCGAGUGCGGCAAUGGCUAGCCCGAAUUCAAUCACUAGUGAGGUCUCUUCUAAAAUUCAACUGCCUAUUAAACAUUCAAUUCCUACUGAGGCUAAGGCAAGUCGAUCCCGCGAAUGGUUUGUGACUGAUGAUGCUUCCCCAUCUGUUUUUCAGAAGAUUGUUGCAGAAUUAGUGGGCACAUAUAUUCUUAUAUUUGUGGGCUGUGGAGUUGCUCUUACCGACGAAGUUCAAAGGCUAACAAUGGUUGGCAUAGCAAUUGCAUGGGGUGUAGUUCUGAUGGCAUUAAUAUACGCAGUUGGGCACGUCUCUGGGGCACAUUUUAAUCCUGCAGUUAGCAUUGCCUUCGCUGCUGGACGCAAAUUUCCCUGGAAACAUGUGCCUAUGUAUAUCUUGGCUCAGGUACUCGGGUCAACACUUGCUAGUCUCACUCUUAGAGUGCUGUUUAAUGACCUAGAUGAUAUUGAAGUAACAGUUACUCAGUACAAGGAUUCUACCUCUGAUCUUGAAGCUAUCAUUUGGGAAUUUAUAAUCACAUUUAUCUUGAUGUUUAAUAUUUUAGCUGUUGCCACAGAUUACAGAGCGAGCAAAGACCUUUCUGGAGUAGCAAUUGGUGGUACACUGCUGUUCAAUGCCUUGCUUGCAGGGCCAAUCACUGGAGCUUCAAUGAACCCUGCAAGAAGCUUAGGCCCUGCAAUUGUCUCAGGUGUUUACAAGAAUCUUUGGGUUUUUAUUGUGUCUCCUAUCUUUGGAGCACUGGCUGCAACUUAUGUUUACAAUAUGCUUCGAGUACCUGAGCCUGAAAAAUCAGAGGAGAAGACAAAAAACAUAUUCAAUCAUCUUUAUACGGCCACUGAUCCGUAGACAGAUAUGCUUCUACAGGUGGUGAUGAGUCCAUCAGGACUACGGAGAUCACCUUGCCUAUGCCUGAAAGCACAUAAACUGUUUCCAAUUGCAACAAGUUGGGAAAUGAGUUCAGGGCAUCAUUUAGUUUACACCUAGGAAUGAUAAUUUUAGAAGACAUGCACAGAGAGACAGUAUUCUGCAAGCAUACAUAAGAGGAAAGAUGAGAAAUAGAAGUAAAGAAAACACGUUUUAACAGUUACAUCUAUGUACGAUAGGUAGAUCUGUAAUAAAUAUUAAAAAAA
Messenger RNA from Ricinus communis (castor bean), 1161 nucleotides. Its product is annotated as nodulin-26. The coding region runs from base 29 to 877 and encodes 282 amino acids. Gene Ontology annotation, cellular component: membrane. The record is from RefSeq and is a predicted model, not a curated record. The transcript is spliced from 5 exons. Gene Ontology annotation, molecular function: channel activity. Gene Ontology annotation, biological process: transmembrane transport. Lineage: Eukaryota; Viridiplantae; Streptophyta; Magnoliopsida; Malpighiales; Euphorbiaceae.